Molecule: messenger RNA, 786 nt
Organism: Chaetomium globosum CBS 148.51
Lineage: Eukaryota; Fungi; Ascomycota; Sordariomycetes; Sordariales; Chaetomiaceae
Exons: 3
Coding region: 1-786 (261 amino acids)
Biological process (GO): karyogamy involved in conjugation with cellular fusion; nuclear membrane fusion involved in karyogamy
Cellular component (GO): endoplasmic reticulum membrane
Source: RefSeq, a predicted model, not a curated record
AUGCGGGUAAACAUAGUUCUUCUGGGCCUUUUGGUACCUUGCAUCAGCGGCAUUUCCUGGAGGAACCAGAAGAAAGCCACAUCUCUUGUCGGGGGUUCAGACAAGCCCUCCGAGUCACCCGAGGCUCCCCGGACCCCCAACAUCUACGCAGUUGCGUUGAGCGAGCUCGAAGGACUUCAGUCUGAGCCUCUCUGCCAUCGCGUGGCCGCACGGCUUCUUGUCAACAACUGCCAGUCAGUUGAUGGCAAAAACGAUGCCACCGUUCUCACCGACAGCGGGCGGCAAAUCCGCGACUUUGUCGACUCGUAUGCCGCGAGCCUUGCGAUUUGCGACCUGGAGCGCGGCAGCUUCUCGAUCCCCAAGGAGUGCGCCAAGUUUCGUGAACCGUCACUGAGCCAAAUUGCCAUGCAUGAUGAGCCACAGCUGCAUCUCACCGACGGCGUCGAGGCUGAGCUUCAAAAGCGCAUGGACGACCUCGACAAUCGCGCCCGGCAGUCUGUUGAGGCGCUCGCACAGCUCACACCACACAUUGACCGGCUGAACGAAGGGUUGGGGCGCGUGGAAAAGUACCUCUUCAAGGACCUUGACUCGGCGCUCAAGAAGACCUCGGAGUCCUACCACGAUGGACUCCAGCAGCGCGACAAAUACGACUAUGUCUUCGUUCUGAUCGCGAUGCCAGAACUAGCUUAUCAUCACUUGCUUUCAGCGCACGGCGUCGGUCUCGACUUGAGUGGGACACGGAAAAUAGAGGCAUCGGGGCAUAUACGAGGAUCUCGGCGUUCAUGA